CAACAUGUCUGCUUUUCAGUUGCCUUUUUCUGAGGGACAUUUCCAUGUUUUAUGAACCAUUGUUAUUGUUUUGAUCAUACCAUGUGCUAUGGAUGCGAAGUAUGCUCUCGCAAAGGAACUCUGCAAAGCAAUUCAGAGGGAUGAUCUGAGUUUGACUGAGUUACUGCUGUCACAAGGAGCAAGUCCGAAUACGCCACUACCAGAGGGUGUCAGUCCUUUCCAUAUUGCUGUUGGAAUUGAUAAUUCUAUAGAAUAUGUAAAAUUAAUGUUACAAUACAAUGGAAAUCCCAAUGUUAGAUCAUCAGAGGGGGUUACUCCACUGCAUGUGGCAGCCAUGUGGGGUAAGUAUGAUUCAUUGCAGCUUCUUAUCUACAAUGGUGGCGAUCCAUACAUCAGAGAAGAAGAAAACAAGGACACAUGUGACUUGGCAGAAGAAUAUGGUGACAAACAAUGUAUUGAUUUAUUGAAAGAUUACCAGUUGUGGAAUACUGAUGUUCAAGAGGAUGUAACUCCAAAAUAUUCAUUUUUACCAGUUCCAAAUAAUUCUCAAGAUGCAAUUGAUUUACUGCAUCAUUCAAGAAACCAAACAUUGGAAAUUACUGUUCCUCCAAAUACACUCUCAUCCAGUCAGAGCAGCCCAAUGUCAAGUUUGUCAGGUUAUUCACCAUCCAAUCAGAGACCUUCAUCUCCAUGUUCUUGGCAAACCUUGUCAACUGUGCAGGAUUCAACAUGUAGUCAUUACAGUGACUUCAGUGAUAGUGAUGAAGAGAUUGCGUUUAAUUUUACGAAAAGUGUGAGUUUUCAUGGGUGUACUGAUCAAGGGACUCCAAGCAGUGGUUUCUCAGAGAAUGAACUUGAUUUGGGUAGAAGUGACAGUCAACAAAGUGUUGCAAAUAUGUCUACAGCAACAUAUAUAAUCAGUAGAGGCACUCCAGAACCACAUAUACCAUGUUUAAGCUGUGGUAGUAGUAAUAGGUCAUCUAUUGAUGACACAAAUGAGUCUGCCAGUAAACCAGACACACAGUCUGCUCUUGAUAACAAUUCAAAGCCUUCCAGUUCAGUUUCACUGCUAAACCCACUCCCCCAUGAUAAUACAUGUAGUUCUGAGUCAAGUCUGAAUACCACAGUUGAUACUCUAUCAGAAAUACUAAGCAGUGAAAUGACACAUGGUUUAGAUGUCACAUCUCCGGACCAUCCACAGAUAUUCACUAAAAUGUCCACAAGCUCCAGUGAAGAUGAAUACGAGAAUAAGUUUGAAAAAACAUUGCUUUUCUUUGAGACUAUAUCAGAGGAGGAUGGAGAAGCAUUUCAAGAAGAGGAAAAAAAUGGAACGUAUUUGAAUUUGAAAAAGAAUGAUGUGAAACUAAAAGAGGAUGUAGAAAACAACGAUGUUAGUCGAAUUUCAGAGACUCCAUCAGAAAGUGAAUCUCCGAAAGAAGCUUGCUUGGAAUCUAGUAAAAAUUCAGAGGAUUCAAAUAACUCUGCAAGUGAUUUCUUUUCUGCGGAGGAACAUUUGUCUCACAGCAAUAGAACAGAUAACGCAUUGGAUAUAUCUGACACACCCAAGUCUGCGAAUAUUAGAGCAUGUCCUGAUACAUUGAUUUUGAAUGACAGUGUUGAACACCCUUGUAGUGUUGUAUGCAAGCAAGAACCGCAAAUCAAUAAGGAUUCAACAGAAAAUAGUUGCCCGGAUACACAAGUUUUAGAAAAUCAGGAUGAGCAAAUACAAUCUGGUCAUAAUGAACAAUUAGGAAGAGCUUUUAGGAAGUUUCGCCCAUCACAAAUUACAAGCUCUGAUACUGUUUCUUUAGCUUCUGAAAAUGUAUCGUGCACAAUGCUAAAUAGUGGACAAACAACUCCAGAUACAAUAAUUUUUAGGAAUGAUGAUACUAUUGCCAUUUGUGAUACUCGAGUCAUUGAUGAUACUGCACAGGGUAACGUGAGAGAGUUAACAAACAAACUAGGUGGGUGGCGUUUAAAGAGAACUGUCUUCAAUAUGUCUGAUCUGUUGACAUCAGAUGACACAGCAGAUUAUGAACCACUAACAGACAGGUACGCUGAACUUUCUGUGGAAAAAAAAACUAUGACAAGCUCUCCUGGUCAAUCUGCAGAUGGUCCUGUCAGAAAUCAAACAGUUGAAUUUAUAUACACUGAUUCAGAUGCUGGAGCAACACUGAUAGAAAAAAGAUGCCCUUCAUCUUGUAGUAGCAGUGAAAACAGUUUGUUGUCAGGCAGUGUUAACUCAUCUCUGGAUCUAAGUUCUGAUAACACUAUCAUAUAUGACUGGCAAAAGUACCAGACAGACACAAGCUUAGAUGCUGAGAGUGAACCAGAAGCCAGGGUAGAAAUACCAGUUUCAUUGAACAAACUUACUAAUGAGCAGCUACGAAAAGAAUUAUUGAAUCAUGGCGAACUACCAGGACCUAUUACGAGCUUUACAAGAGAUGUGUACUUAGAGCUGUUGAAUAAAUUGAAAAAAGAUGCAAGUCAACUAAAAAUCAACCGUGACAACAGUAAAAUAUCAACUGCUGGGUAUUUCCAUGAACUCUCCAGAUGCAUCUUACAAAAUCAUUCUGUUCCUGAUAUGCAAGACGAUGAGCAAAAGAUGUCAAAUCAGUUUGACCAACCAGAUCCACUGAGGAAAUGGCGUGAAGGAACUCUCAAGUCUUCCUUCAACUAUUUAAUUCUAGAUCCAAGAGUGACAAAGAAUUUACCAGUCAGACAUCACAAUGGUCUCAAUGAAACAGAGGCAUUUAAAGUUUUCAUAUCAGCAAUUUUUUACAUUGGUAAAGGCAAGAGGGCCAGACCCUAUGCUCAUUUCUAUGAAGCUCUUGAGCAAUUAACAAAUCCUCGAUUGAGGCCAACCAAAAAGGUACAGCAUAUAACUGAUAUAUGGCAGCUUGGGUUGGGUGUUGUAUCCUUGCAUUGCUUCCAAAGUGUCAUACCAGUGGAAGCUUACACCAGGGAAGCAUGUAUGGUAGAUUGUAUUGGUUUAUCAAGGUUAACCAAUGCUAAGAAAGGUGACUAUUAUGGGAUAGCAGCCACAUGGUCAGCAUCCAAGAAAAGGCAGAUGGGAGUCUUCCUCUUGCAUAAAGCAUUCAAGAUCUUCCUAGUUGAAGGAGAACGGCAGAUUAGGCCUGCAGACAUCAGAAAAGGACAGUAA
Messenger RNA from Saccoglossus kowalevskii, 3163 nucleotides. RefSeq lists its product as uncharacterized. The record is from RefSeq and is a predicted model, not a curated record. Gene Ontology annotation, molecular function: protein binding; DNA endonuclease activity. Gene Ontology annotation, cellular component: nucleoplasm; cytoplasm. NCBI's taxonomy places the organism in Eukaryota, Metazoa, Hemichordata, Enteropneusta, Harrimaniidae. Gene Ontology annotation, biological process: double-strand break repair via homologous recombination; resolution of meiotic recombination intermediates.